AUGUCGACACUCACUGCUCCCUCGGCGACAGCGCCCCCUCGACUAUACCGGCGGUUUGUGACAUCGGCGCUCCACAAACGAUUCGUGCACGCAGCACUCCUCUCGCUUCUUGUUGCUCUCGGUAAUGCCUUCUGGCUGGGCUCCAACCAGGACCUCUUCUGGUCAUGGUUUCCGUUUGGCCCUGCAGGCAUCAAAGCGCUCCUUUUCUUCCUGAGCAGCCUGCUCAUCUUCACCCUUCAAAUAGCAACCCUUAGGAUCGGCGAACGCACGACUACUUCGCCAUUGGUUACAUUUAGAGCAAGCUUCCUCAGUGCAGCCACUGUGCAGACAGUGAUUCUCUAUCUCAUGUCAGGAUGGUGGUUUACUGAGGCCUACAUCUGGUCAGCUCCAGAUCUCGGCUGGAUCACAAGAGAAGCCCACAAUACCCCCGAUAUGCUCAACGAGAGACCCAUCUUCUUCCGCCUUUACGCCCUGAUACUGGCAGUUGGCUAUGCAGGACGCCACCAAUACCGUGGAUGGUCAUCUCUCCGGAUCCCGAUCUCGAAACUUCCCGCGACGCCCUCAGCAGACGCCAAAGCUCAAGACACCCACUCACUUCUGCCUGUCCAGACACGAAUACAGCAACAACUUCUCACUGCUUUGAGAACGAGCGCCUUAGCGUCACUGAUCACAUUUGUUGUGGCCCCUUUUAUCAACGGUCUCUUCCUUCGAAACAUCUUUUGGCGGAUACAUCUUGCUGUGGCAAAGCUAUUCUACAAUCUGUCGAGAGCAAAUGCUCAUCCCGUCGGCUAUCCGCCCCUCGGAUUCGCUUACCUUUUGCGAUGUCUUUUCGCGGGCUUCCUGCUCGCCUUGACCUGGGAAUUGACUUCCAUGUUGUUACUAGAGUAUCUCUGCCAAGAGCCCACAAAGUCGGGGCUCCCCCUUUCUGCCGCCAGUAAAGAUCCUAAUGGGACCCUCCUCACUGGCUUGAAAGCAAAGCGUGAUGUUGUCCGGACCUUUGCUUUCUGGGAACUGGCUAUCAUUGCGCAAAGACAUAAGGAUCGGAGGAAAGCCAUCUUCGAGGACAUUGAACGUCCAACGGGACCGAUGUGGACCCAGAUGAUGCAGGCUGGUCUAAACGUGUUGCAAGAGCUACAGCUGCGCAUUGCGGGUCCACCAGCUGCCAACCCUGGUGUUCCAGAAACCGUCAAGCCACUGCCUCGCCUGCUCCCCGAAAUGCAGACUCAGUCCAUCUUCGCACCAGAUUCCAAGCCAUCCAGGGCAGAAAGGCUGGCAAGUCCCUUGAAGCAGUUUGGUAGCACCAGGCAACCGUGGCAUCCACCUAUCGAGCAGACUGCCAAACAGGUGGAAAAUAGAUUGCUUGAGUAUGCCAAACCUUCCGGUGCUGAACCGAAAUCUUCAUAUGGCUUGGUCGAGUCAUGGACGACUGAGUUGAGGCGGAGUCGUCUCGGGUGGUUCUUCAAUUCGACAAACACUGCCAAGAUCAAUGCAACCAUCUUGGGAAACCCCUAUGGCAAUGCGGCAGUCCUCAUCGAUGUGAUUGAAGCAUUGACUAAGAUGCAGGUUGCCAGUCUUACGGAGGAUACCUACGGGAAGGCCACACCAACCGUGCCAGACACGGUUCGAACGUUCACCAAGACCUUGAAUCUGGUUGAAGACUAUGUGGCACGAAACAAGCAAGGCGUCGUAGAGGGAAUCGAGGAGGUUGAAAUCAUCAUUGAAAGACUAAGAGCCAGCCUAAAGGAGCUACUUUCGGCUUUUCAAGUCUAUCUGAUCGACCAGGGCCUAGGCAUCGCCGAGCUGAACCAAGCCAAGAAGGCAAUCCAAGCACCUUCGACCAUUCCUCAAAGCCAGGAGAAGCCCAAGUCAAAACCUAAACCUAUCGAGUCGCGAAACGAGCGAAAGCUGUUUCAGAGCGACAAACGGCGAGAGGGCUCCAGGGACAAGGAUGGGAGACGGAAGGAACACAAUGCAGAAGUGGAUGGGCGACGGGGAAGUCAUGAGAUAGAAGACGUGGGCGAGCGAAAUGAGAGUCAUGAGCAUGGGCGUCUGAGAAUAGAUGCGCCCCCUGCAUGGACUCUACCGAGGACCACGACAGGCGGGCCACUGUUCCAAAGGAGGGAAAUGGAACAAGUCCGAUAG
Messenger RNA from Cladophialophora carrionii CBS 160.54, 2142 nucleotides. RefSeq lists its product as uncharacterized. The record is from RefSeq and is a predicted model, not a curated record. The transcript has a single exon. Gene Ontology annotation, biological process: spindle pole body localization; nuclear pore organization. Gene Ontology annotation, cellular component: nuclear pore transmembrane ring; spindle pole body. The coding region runs from base 1 to 2142 and encodes 713 amino acids. Gene Ontology annotation, molecular function: spindle pole body-nuclear membrane anchor activity. NCBI's taxonomy places the organism in Eukaryota, Fungi, Ascomycota, Eurotiomycetes, Chaetothyriales, Herpotrichiellaceae.